Anguilla rostrata (American eel) is the source of this 2434-nucleotide messenger RNA. RefSeq names its product calmodulin 3b (phosphorylase kinase, delta) (gene calm3b). The coding region runs from base 155 to 604 and encodes 149 amino acids. Gene Ontology annotation, molecular function: calcium ion binding; enzyme regulator activity. Lineage: Eukaryota; Metazoa; Chordata; Actinopteri; Anguilliformes; Anguillidae. The record is from RefSeq and is a predicted model, not a curated record. The transcript has 6 exons.
AGUGAGGUUGUCAGGGUGUGCGACGUUCUGCUUGAAGCCGAAGAGCACAGGCGGAGUGUUACGCUAGUACGGGGAAGCACAUCGUUGUGAGGCGCGGUGGGACUCAACGAGAAUCCGAAUCAUUUUUAAUUGAUACUGAAAUCUGUAAUAUAAAAUGGCUGACCAGCUGACCGAGGAACAGAUUGCUGAGUUCAAGGAGGCGUUCUCGCUCUUCGACAAGGACGGCGACGGUACCAUCACCACCAAGGAGCUGGGCACAGUGAUGCGCUCGCUGGGCCAGAACCCCACCGAGGCCGAGCUGCAGGACAUGAUCAACGAGGUCGAUGCCGACGGAAACGGAACCAUCGACUUCCCAGAGUUCCUGACUAUGAUGGCUAGGAAGAUGAAGGACACGGACAGCGAGGAAGAGAUCCGAGAGGCCUUCAGAGUCUUCGACAAGGAUGGUAAUGGCUACAUCAGUGCGGCGGAGCUGCGGCACGUGAUGACCAACCUGGGGGAGAAGCUGACGGACGAGGAGGUUGACGAGAUGAUCCGGGAGGCCGACAUCGACGGUGACGGACAGGUCAACUACGAAGAGUUUGUACAGAUGAUGACUGCAAAAUGAACGCGCACAGAAAGGACCACUCCAGGACAAACACUGGGCUAUUCCUCCUCACCGUCAGCAUCCAACAAGCAUUCAGACCCUUCUCUUCUUUUUGCAUCUGCCCAUUUUUCCUUCUUUCCAUCCCUCAGAUCCUCCUGCUGCAGUUUAUAUGGAUUGUUUUCAUUUUUCUCUGUCUCCCUCCCUCUUUCAUUCCUUACAUCCAUUCAUUGUCCCUUUCAUCAUAGAAUAAUAUGUACGUAUACAAUACAAAUCAAAGAAUAUAAAGGACAGAUGACCAAACAAUUAAACAAUAUUUUUAAAAGUUAUAAAGAGAAAGCAAAUGGACAAGAGAACUGCAUGCUUAUUUUAUUACUUUUUGAAUGACGUGUUUGUAAAUGUUAAUUCUUUCUGUCCAGCUUGCCCUCCUGUUUCUAAUUUGCCACCGCCAAAGGGCCUGCUUGAGCUCUCUUUGCAGUGAGGUCAGGAGUUUUUUUUUAUUUUCGAUUUUUUAUUAAACGAAACCCUUAGUAACCGAUUGGCACAGAAAUGCACUGACCCCCGCCCCCAGCUGCUGCUUACUAUCCAAAAUCAACAGCCAUUCCAACAACCUCCCUCGUUCCAUUCUGAUUCUGAAAGGAUCCCAUUCGCUACUGGAAGAUGACAGCAGUGGAAAAUGUUUUGGACAAAAAGCAAGAUGCUUCACACCUUGUGCGUGCAUGCAGUGCUUAUAUUUGUGCGUGGAGCCGAGCAAAUAUUUAGUUGUAGUGUAGUGAUUUUGACCUGAACUGCAGUUAUAACCACUAAAUUCGCUGGGUUUGGAGUGCCAUCCUUUAACUGGAGAUUUUAGACUAGGGAGGGAAGAGGCAGGAAACUCGAAGCACCUCUACUCUGAAAGGCGGAGGUUGAGUCAGCAGCACAGAUGAUGGCUUCUUUACCGGUAGUAGCAUUUUUAGUCAUUCAGCGUUGAGUGGUGGCACACAGCAGAUGUGAUCCAAAGAAAUUAUUGUUUCUUUGGAGCAAGUAAUUUCAACUCCCCCCUUCUACUUGAAACUCAAGCUCUUUAAGGCCAUCUGGAGGUAAAAUUUGUGGGCUCAGGCUUUUAAACGCUUCAGUUAAAAUUAGUUUUCAGCAUUCCUUGUUUGCCAGUUGAGGAAUCAUUCCAGCUGAAUCAAUUUUGAUGGAAAGGCUAUCCAAUAAUGAAUAUACUUGUUUACGUAGAUUGAUUUUUCUUGCAUGGACCAAAGAACCAGUCAUCGCUUUGAUUAAAAAAUGGAAAAAGCAGAGCCUUUAAAAUUGAAAUACACCCUUUUGACUAUACCCUACGGUGUUCUGAACAUCAGUCGAUUUCUCGCAUUGUAAACGGACAAUCUUCUUCCGUAUUCAAAUUUGAUUAAAAGUUUUUUUUGGUUGAAAAACAUCAGUUUUGUAAGGGAAAAUGUUAGUGAGUAAUAAUAGUUUUUUGACUUGUGAAAGUGACUGAAUCAUUCCUCGUGAACGUGUGUGAUCACUGAUGCAUGAAGUGGUGAACGACGUCUUAAAGAAUGCUGCAUAUAGUAUUUCAGCCAACCGAGCUGAACAUUGGGCUGUAGAGAUCUGCUGUGUUGCAUUGCAUAGCCUGGCUGCCUUCACACUCUAAUAUACUGGCGUUUUCUCCAUUUUCUUUUCACUCGUGGUGAAUUGACUUUUUUUUUUUUGUAACCGAUUCUGUUUUUUUUUCCAGUUUGUUUUGAAAAGAUGUAGGGUUCCCAGCUGUUCCUGCUCUUGACCUUAGUCGUAGGAGGAUAUUGCAUUCCAUUGCGGACUUCUUGUUGGUUGUCUUGCUUAUUAAACUCUUGGACCAAGUGUUUCUAA